This is a messenger RNA of Leptonychotes weddellii (Weddell seal), 1503 nucleotides long. Lineage: Eukaryota; Metazoa; Chordata; Mammalia; Carnivora; Phocidae. The record is from RefSeq and is a predicted model, not a curated record.
AUGAAGGGCAUACCUCUCUUCCUCGAGAAGUUGGCGCCACUGGCAACUCCCAAGGUGCCCGUUCAGGAAAAGCGCCCGCCGCCCGCCGCCGGCGUCGCGGCCUCUUACGACUACCUGGUGAUCGGGGGCGGCUCGGGCGGGCUGGCCAGCGCGCGCAGGGCGGCGGAGCUGGGCGCUAGGGCCGCCGUGGUGGAGAGCCACAAGCUGGGCGGCACAUGCGUGAAUGUUGGAUGUGUACCCAAAAAGAUGCAGUUCCAUUUCCUAGAACUAAUCACAGAAGACAGGGCUUCAACAAAUCUGAAACUUAAAACAAGGAUGGUAAUGUGGAACACAGCUGUCCACUCUGAAUUCAUGCACGAUCACGUUGAUUACGGCUUUCAAAGUUGUGAGAGUAAAUUCAAUUGGCGUGUCAUAAAGGAAAAGCGUGAUGCCUAUGUGAGCCGCCUGAAUACCAUCUAUCAAAAUAAUCUAACCAAGUCCCAUAUAGAAAUCAUCCAUGGCCACGCAGCGUUCACGUGUGAUCCCGAGCCCACAGUAGAGGUCAAUGGGAACAAAUACACUGCUCCUCACAUCCUGAUUGCCACAGGUGGUGUGCCCUCACGUCCUCAGGAGAGCCAGAUUCCCGGUGCCUGCCUAGGAAUAACCAGUGAUGGAUUUUUCCAGCUGGAAGAAUUGCCUGGCCGCAGUGUCAUUGUUGGUGCGGGCUACAUUGCUGUAGAGAUAGCUGGGAUUCUUUCCGCUCUGGGCUCAAAGACAUCACUAAUGAUACGGCAUGAUAAGGUACUUAGAAAUUUUGAUUCAAUUAUCAGUUCAAACUGCACUGAAGAGCUGGAGAAUUCUGGCAUAGAGGUCCUGAAGUACUCACAGGUCAAGGAAGUUAAAAAGACUUCCUCAGGCUUGGAAGUGUGCAUGAUUACUUCAGUUCCUGGUAGGAAACCCACCUUGACCACAAUUCCAGAUGUUGACUGCCUCCUAUGGGCCAUUGGGCGGGACCCAAACUCCAGUGGCCUGAAUUUAAACAAAGUGGGGAUUCAAACUGAUGACAAAGGUCAUAUCAUAGUAGAUGAAUUCCAGAAUACCAGCAUAAAAGGCAUCUAUGCAGUUGGGGACGUGUGUGGAAAAGCUCUUCUUACUCCAGUUGCCAUAGCUGCUGGCCGAAAACUUGCCCAUAGACUUUUUGAAUGCAAAGAAGAUUCCAAAUUAGACUAUGACAACAUCCCCACGGUCGUCUUCAGCCACCCCCCGAUUGGGACAGUGGGACUCACGGAAGAUGAGGCCAUUUAUAAAUAUGGAAAAGAAAAUGUGAAGACCUAUUCAACCACCUUUACCCCAAUGUAUCACGCCGUUACCAAAAGGAAAACAAAAUGUGUGAUGAAAAUGGUUUGUGCCACCGCAGAGGAAAAGGUAUGGGGAAAAUGUAGUAAGCUAAAAAAUGUUUUCAGACUUGCAGGGAUGGGGGUAUUUUGGUGGGGUGGGGAGACCAAGUAAAGUGUUAAGCCUUCU